AUGGGCACACGGUCUGACCAAAACGCGAAGCCAACGGAGGCGCCCGGCCAUAAUCAUAUCGAGCUUGCAUCGCCUGGAGCCCUAGCAGACCAGGUGACUCCCGAGGCAGAUGUCGAGACUGAGAAAGUGAUCGUUGCCGAGGAGGUGAGGAAGUACUCGCGAGACGACGACGAAGCCAUGAAGGCCAUGGCGAACUAUGACGGCCCGCCAUUGGUCCUGGAUGAUGAGACAAAUAGAAGACUUUUACGCACGAUUGACUGGCAUAUGUUGCCUAUACUAUGCUGCGUCUUUGGUCUGAAUUAUCUCGACAAAACGACUCUUUCAUACGCUAGUAUCAUGGGAAUUAAGGAGGACAUUAAUCUCACAGGAAACGAGUAUUCCUGGCUUGGGUCAAUCUUUUACAUUGGAUGGUUGGUCUGGGAGUAUCCCACAAGUCGGCUUCUACAAUGGCUACCAUUGGCUAAAUAUUCUGCUUUUUGCGUGACCACCUGGGGUGUGAUUCUUGCUGUUUUUGCAACUGUCUCAGAUUUUCAAGGUGCAAUGGCAAUCCGAUUCCUCCUUGGGAUGUUUGAAGCUGCCAGCAUGCCGGCGUUCGCGCUAAUCUCAUCUCAAUGGUAUACUGUGCGCGAACACAACCUCCGCGCCGGAUUGUGGAUCAGUGCAAAUGGCUGGGGCCAAAUCAUAGGUGGGCUAGUGGCGUACGGCAUCUCGCGGCGCAUCUCUGAAGUGGAUGCGGCCAUUGCUGGAUGGAAGCUAAUCUUCGUUGCGACUGGUUGCUUCACGACAUGCAUUGGACUUAUCUUCUUCUACAUUAUCCCCGACUCCCAACUAAAUUGCCGCUGGCUUAACCAGCGCGACAGGCUCCUGGCCAUCCAGCGAGUACGUGAAAAUGAGCAAGGCAUUGGAAACCGGCACUUCAAAUUGUACCAAUUCAAGGAAGCCUUUUUCGAUCCAUUAACCUGGGCUUUGUUUGCCUACGGGGUUCUCUCCGAUAUCCCAAACGGUGGACUCACCAACUUUUUCAGCCAACUAAUCGUGGGAUUCGGAUACACAUCCCAACAGAGUCUGCUCUAUGGUAUACCCGGCGGAGCAGUGGUAAUUAUAGCAUGCUGGACCAACGGCUUUGUCGGAGAUAGACUUCAGAAUCGCACGCUGGUUGCAUGUGGGCCCAUGGCCUGCGCGUUGGUGGGGAUCAUUCUCAUCGUCGCGCUCCCGAUCUCGAACGAUUACAAUAUCGGAAGAUUGAUUGGUUAUUACAUGACUCAGGCACUUCCUGCGACAGGUGCCAGUGUACUUUCUUUGAUCUCGAGCAAUAUUGCUGGGUACACCAAGAAGACGACUGUCGCAGCUUUGUAUCUGAUCGGAUACUGCCUUGGAAAUGUCAUUGGGCCGCAGACGUUUAACCCCGGGGACGCGCCACGAUACGUGCCCGCUGAGAUCACCAUUUUGGUCUGCUUUGGCCUGUGCAUUUGUGAUCUCCUAUUUAUCAAUUGGUGGUGUCGGAGAGAGAAUAGACGCAAAUCAGCCGUGCGAGCGAGUCCAGGAUAUGUCCGAUUGGAUAAUCAGGGAUGGCGUGAUUUUACUGAUAGAGAGAACCCAGAAUUUGUUUAUGCCUUAUAG
Molecule: messenger RNA, 1620 nt
Organism: Penicillium lagena
Lineage: Eukaryota; Fungi; Ascomycota; Eurotiomycetes; Eurotiales; Aspergillaceae
Exons: 5
Coding region: 1-1620 (539 amino acids)
Biological process (GO): dipeptide transport; allantoate transport; transmembrane transport
Cellular component (GO): plasma membrane
Molecular function (GO): dipeptide transmembrane transporter activity; allantoate transmembrane transporter activity
Source: RefSeq, a predicted model, not a curated record